Cotesia glomerata is the source of this 1737-nucleotide messenger RNA. It is a transcript of the gene twf, whose product is annotated as twinfilin. Gene Ontology annotation, cellular component: cytoplasm; actin filament; myofibril. NCBI's taxonomy places the organism in Eukaryota, Metazoa, Arthropoda, Insecta, Hymenoptera, Braconidae. The transcript is spliced from 5 exons. The record is from RefSeq and is a predicted model, not a curated record. Gene Ontology annotation, biological process: regulation of lamellipodium assembly; positive regulation of neuron projection development; barbed-end actin filament capping. Bases 215 to 1264 code for a protein of 349 amino acids. Gene Ontology annotation, molecular function: actin filament binding; actin monomer binding.
AUAUGAGUAUAUAUUAGGACAGCUAGCCUUCAGCAACACUGGCUUGUCCCAGCCUCCCUAUUCCAGUAACCUUGGUGGUUUUAAUUACGUUGAAGUGGUUUAUUUCGUUGAUUACUGUAUCCUGGCGGUAUUAGAUCAGAGGUUGUGAAUAAAUUAAUAAAUUUUAUCAAUAUUUUUAUUUAAAUACAGCACAACUAGAAUAAUAUAAUAAAUAAUGUCUCAUCAGACAGGAAUAAAAGCUAAUGACGCUCUGAAAAAAAUAUUCGCCAAGUGUCGAGAUGGAAAAAUUCGAGUGUUAAAAGUAUCUAUUGAAAAUGAGGAGUUAGCACCAUCUACAUCAUCAAAACCUGUCGGAAAAUGGCAAGACGACUAUAAUAAAUUAGUGAAACCACUUAUCGAUGAAAAUCAACCAGCGUACAUAUUAUUUAGACUUGACACCAAGUCACCAGACUCCGGCUACGACUGGCUAUUUAUCUCCUGGUCGCCCGACAAUGCACCAGUGCGCCAAAAAAUGCUCUACGCGUCAACGAAAGCCACCCUGAAACAGGAAUUCGGGACUGCUUCCAUAAAAGACGAAUUGCAUGGCACCGUGAUGGAAGACGUAACUCUGGAGGGUUACAACAGACACAAGAAAAAUGAUGCUGCACCAGCACCCCUUACUUCUGCUGAAGAAGAGCUGGUUGAGCUCAAGAAAACAGCUAUACAUACUGACUACAAUGUUGAAACGCGACAUCAGACGCUCAGUGGUGUUGCGUUCCCUGUAACUGAUGAAGCUAAACAGGCGAUAACUGACAUGGGAAAAGGAGUCCAUGAAUAUGUUCAGUUGAAAAUAGACUUGGACGAAGAAAAAAUUCAUUUAGUUAUGACUGGUGACGUUUCUUUGGAUAAGUUACCUACCAAGGUACCUGCUGAUGCUGCCAGAUAUCAUUUAUAUAACUUUAAGCACACUCACGAGGGUGAUUACACUGAAGCAAUAGUUUUUAUCUACAGUAUGCCAGGGUACAGUUGCAGUAUCAAAGAGCGAAUGCUUUAUUCGUCAUGCAAGGCUCCAUUGCUGGAUCUUAUCCAGUCAUUAGGUGUUACAAUUGCGAAAAAGCUAGAGAUAGAUGAUGCAACGGAAUUAACCGAAGGAUUUUUACAAGAGGAGCUACACCCAAAAGUCAAUUUACACCGGCCAAAAUUUGCUAAGCCGAAAGGACCCCCCGGCAGAGGUGCCAAACGUAUUACCAAGGUCCAGGACUUAGAUAAGCAAGAAGAAUCAUAAUUAAUUAUUUUAUUGCGUGUGUAAUUUUUCUUUUGAUUUUUUUUUUUUGUUUUCGCAAUCACAAACAGGGUGGUAGGGACUUUAGUCUAUUGACUACGUGAGAUUAUAGUGCAUUUUGUUAUUUUAAAAUUCAUUAUUUAUUUAAUCAAUUUAAACAUGUACUAGUAUCAUUAUAGUAUUAAAUUUAUUUACUAGUUAAGCAUUUAAUCAGGCCUAUUCUAAAAGCAGGAUUGUUAAUUCCAAUGCUUUUUUAAUGAAUUUAAAAAUUAUAAUUAUGUAAAUUUUUAUGUAUUAUAUGCAAUAAGGUAGGUAACGUUAUUUUACAAAUUUAUUGACAAUUAAUUGUCAAGUUAUAACUUCAUGGCCUACAAGUAGUUUUUAAAUAGUAUGUCAAUAAUUGAAAGUAUUUAAUGUGUUUACAGAUUUUUUUUUGUAAAUUAUCAAUUUAGCAAAAUAAAAGUAUACCAACAUGA